AUGGCGGUGGCGGAGCUAUGGGAGACGCUGAAGCAGGCGAUCGUCGCGUACACGGGGCUGUCGCCGGCGGCCUUCUUCACGGCCGUGGCGGUGGCGGCCGCUCUGUACCACGUCGUGUCGGGGCUCUUCGCGGCCCCGCCCCCGCCGCCGCCGCGCCCGCGGGAGGAGCCCGAGGCGGAGCCGCUCCCGCCCCCCGUGCAGAUGGGGGAGGUCUCCGAGAAGGAGCUCCUCCAGUACGACGGCUCCGACCCUAAGAAGCCGCUCCUCAUGGCCAUCAAGGGCCAGAUCUACGACGUCACCCAGAGCAGAAUGUUCUAUGGACCUGGCGGACCUUAUGCCCUAUUCGCUGGUAAAGAUGCCAGCAGAGCCCUAGCAAAGAUGUCCUUUGAGCCACAGGAUCUUACUGGCGACAUCUCUGGCCUAGGCCCAUUUGAGCUUGACGCCCUGCAGGAUUGGGAAUACAAGUUCAUGAGCAAGUAUGUGAAGGUUGGUACUGUCAAGAAGACUGUCCCUGUUGAAGACGGCAGCACCGCAAGCACGGCCCCUGAAACCAGUGAGGCCACCACUGAGGCUGAGAAGGCACCGACAACCGAAGAGAAGCCAAGGGAGGUAUCUGCGGAGGCGGUAAAGGAGAAGGAAGCCCCAGCUGAUGAAGGUGCCCAGGAAAAUUAG
Miscanthus lutarioriparius is the source of this 672-nucleotide messenger RNA. Lineage: Eukaryota; Viridiplantae; Streptophyta; Magnoliopsida; Poales; Poaceae. The record is from the annotation of a GenBank genome assembly.